Messenger RNA from Cephus cinctus (wheat stem sawfly), 1736 nucleotides. RefSeq lists its product as uncharacterized. The transcript is spliced from 3 exons. The record is from RefSeq and is a predicted model, not a curated record. NCBI's taxonomy places the organism in Eukaryota, Metazoa, Arthropoda, Insecta, Hymenoptera, Cephidae. Bases 96 to 1502 code for a protein of 468 amino acids.
ACGGCGUUCCGCUGAUUGGACGAAGUAAGCUACGUUUUCCUGAGCCUAGGGAACAAGAAUUCGCGCCCGAGCCCAACGGGCGGCACCUCGACAUUAUGAGAAUUCGCCUGAAAUGCGCGGCUGCACUAGUAGUGCUACUGCAAGUCGUUCUUGUGGCGAGUAAGGCCUUGGAUAAAACACAGCUGCAGCAGCAGACACAGCAACAAACUCCAUAUGGUACAGCGGCUCAAAAAAGAUGGGGCGAUGAAGAGGGUGGUUACAACUACGGAGCACCAAUAGGUGAUCACCAUGAAGAGCAUCACGAGGAACAUGAUGAUCAUCACGAUCAUCAUGAUCAUCAUGAUCCAGGUUACUGGAAAAAGAAGCUGAUCUGGAAACCUGGCUGGAAGAAAAUCUGGAAGCCUGCCCAGAAGCAGAUCUGGAAGCCCGCGUGGAAAAAGAUCUGGAAGCCAGUCUGGGAACCCACGCAAAAAGCUGUUUGGAAGGAAAUUCAAGUACCUGCUUGGAAGAAAAUUUGGAAACCGGUCUGGAAGGAAAUACAGGUACCUGCAUGGAAAGAGAUACAGGUGCCGGCAUGGAAGAAAGUCUGGAAGCCUAUUUGGAAGCCAAUAAAAGUACCUGCGUGGAAAGAGAUUCAAGUACCAGACUGGAAGAAAGUCUGGAAACCAAUAUGGCGAGAGAUCCAGGUCCCUGCAUGGAAAGAAAUUCAGGUACCAGCAUGGAAGAAAAUCUGGGUACCUGAGUGGGUCAAGGUCGGCAUCCCUGGUGAACAUUAUCAUGGUACCGAUGAUCAUGGCUGGCAAUACACAAGUCACGACCUUUGGAAGAAGAAGCUAGUCUGGAAGCCGCUAUGGAAAAAGUACUGGAAACCAGCGAAAAAACAAAUCUGGCUACCUGAUAAGAAAUUGGAAUGGAAGGAAGAGUGGAAACAGAUUUGGAAGCCAGCGAAGAAGCAAAUUUGGGUGGACGACAAGAAGCUUGUAUGGAAGGAAGACUGGAAACAGAUCUGGAAACCAGCAAAGAAACAAAUUUGGAUCCCUGACAAGAAGCUCGAAUGGAAGGAAGCUUGGAAGCAAGUAUGGAAGACAGAUAAAAAGCUCGAGUGGAUUCCUGAUAAGAAACUAGCUUGGAAGGAAGCAUGGAAACAAAUCUGGGUACCGGCCUGGAAGCAGAUCUGGGUACCAGGUUGGAAAAAGAUCUGGAAACCCGUCUGGAUAUCCGAAUGGUUCCCCAGUGAAGAUCAUCACGAUCAUCAUGGACAUGGAUGGGAGGAUCGCAAAGACACUCAAACCCAAAAACCUCAAAUAGUACCAUACAGUCUUCAAGCAGCUAAUCAACAAAAUCAACAACUGACAGAUACCAACAGAGUAACAUGGGACAGGUCUCUCCAGGUGGGGCAACCCAAUCAAAGUCCAUCGACGUUAUCCCAAGGUCUGGUACCGCCACCGGUACCAGCAGCCAAUCAAGACAACGGUAGUUCAUUCAAAUUUCCCAGUCGCUAAUACAGAUAAUUCCGUAGCACGUACAAAACCCGUGAAUGUAACAUAAGCCGCUGUAUAUAUUAAUUAUAAGAUGCAUAGGUACUUUAGCGAUUGCUACUCGACUGAUGUGCCCUUGUAUAUGGGGAUUUGUACAAGUUGUCCGUUACUAUUGACUUUAUACGCUGUUGUUGUUGUUAGUUUUUAUAUUGUUAACUAAUUCUCAUAUAAAUAAACGUCUAUUAAUAUUUUGUUAAA